Messenger RNA from Platichthys flesus (European flounder), 4602 nucleotides. It is a transcript of the gene zbtb3, whose product is annotated as zinc finger and BTB domain containing 3. The record is from RefSeq and is a predicted model, not a curated record. Gene Ontology annotation, cellular component: nucleus. The coding region runs from base 188 to 2038 and encodes 616 amino acids. The transcript is spliced from 4 exons. Gene Ontology annotation, biological process: regulation of transcription by RNA polymerase II. NCBI's taxonomy places the organism in Eukaryota, Metazoa, Chordata, Actinopteri, Pleuronectiformes, Pleuronectidae. Gene Ontology annotation, molecular function: DNA-binding transcription factor activity, RNA polymerase II-specific; protein binding; RNA polymerase II cis-regulatory region sequence-specific DNA binding.
ACACAAGCACCAAAGAGGAAGAGCUGCAUUUUGUCUGGGAUGGAAACAAACAAGCAGCAUCUGUCGCAGUGUGACACGCGAUGGCAAAACUGCGCUGAGGGGUUUGGUCGGAUCACCAUGGCUGCGCUCCGAAGACUCACCUUUCAUUAACGAUAGUUGAAGAGAUACACGGGCCACACUUCCGGUGAUGGAGUUCCCCCAGCAUUCCCAGCAGCUCCUGACCGCGCUGCGUUCCCAGCGUCAGCGAGGCUUCCUCUGUGACUGCACUGUCCUGGUGGGAUCAUCCCGUUUCAUGGCUCAUCGUGCCGUCUUGGCCUCCUGCUCGCCUUUCUUUCACAUGUUUUACUCGGAUUCCCCAGGAAGCAAUGGUGAAAACAAAUCGACCUGCUCUGUCACACUCGACAGUGACAUUGUCACGGCUGCUGCUUUUGGCUUGCUCUUGGACUUUGUUUAUGAAGGUGUACUGCAGCUGGAGGACGCUCCACCAGUGGAGGACAUAUUGGCGGCUGCGAGCUUUCUGCACAUGAAUGAGGUGGUGAGAGUGUGCAAAAGACGACUGCAGAGACGAGGCCCUCUGGCUGAGGCCGACAGCACUCGCUCCGAGGAGAGUGCCGGUGUGAGGAAGGCAAUAGAGAUGGGAAGAGAGAGUGAUGGUGGUGGAGCUGAGCCUGUUGUGGCCAUGGCAGGAGAUCACUUAAGUUCAGCUGCAGCGGCAGUGCGACUCUCACCAGUGGCGGUGGGGAGGCAGUUGGAGUCUGUCAAGUCUGAGCGGAGGACUAGUGGGGGGUCAUCAGAGGCACGGAUUCAGACUCUCCUGAGCCCAGAUCUUGCUGAUACCACUCAGCCAGGUAUCGAUUCACCUCCUUUCCCCCCAGGCAGAGAGUUUGUGCAGGGCCUCACCAGUGGUCAAUCUGUCCCUGCCUCUGGAGGUCACACAAAGAUGGUAGUUGGAGGUCAGGGGGAGGGGUCAGCACUCAGCAGCCCCUGCAGCACCACAGAGCUGUACAGCAGCAACCAGCAGCCCUCUUCCUCGUCUUCUUCCUCACUGAUCUCAGUGAGUGUGGCUGGUGGGCGGUCAGGAGUUGCUCUGUCAGAAUCCAGUCUCUCUCCAAGCCUUCAUCAGGACUUACCACGAUUACCCCGUCACAAUGAUGUUCAGAAACGCUUAGAGACUGACCACAGAGGUACAUCAGACGGAGGACAACAGAUGGUCAUGUUAAUCCACGCGUCAGCACCCAACUCACACUUACAAUCCAAUCCGGCAUCAUCACCAAUCCAGAGUGCAUCUCCCCAAAUUCGAAUCCAGAACACUUUGUCACUCCAAAGCCAAAGCUCAGACUUUCACAAUCACUGUCAGACACCAAACCUUGGGAGACCUGAGGGGGAUACCGGAGCUUCACCCACCACAAGAAAUGUGGGCAGAGUGCGUACAGACAGCAGUAAUGAGAAGAAUGUGAUAGUCAAAGUGGAGGCCAUUGUUAUAUCUGAUGAAGAGCUGGAGGAGGAGAACAGAGAGAGAGAACCAGUGAUGGAACUGGACAAUGACUUUGAAGAUAACCUCCAGGAAGAGGAGCUGAACAGUCCUCAGUUUCUCCAAUCCCACCCGCAGGCCCUACUACAGAUGACGUCCCAUUCAAAUGACUACUCCUUCCCCCUCUCUCCCUCCUCUUCCUCUUCUGGUGCUGGCCCGUCCUUGCAGGAACCCUCCUCUUUUGCUGCCUCCCUCAUUACUCCGUCCACAGCUCAGCAGCAUUUAGAGACUCCAACGUACUACCAGGACUCCAUGGGUAACUUCAUGGAAGACGUCCCCACUUGUGGCGUCUGUGGAAAGACAUUCUCAUGCACGUACACACUAAGGCGUCACGCCAUUGUGCACACACGCGAGCGCCCUUAUGAGUGCCGCUACUGCUAUCGGAGCUACACACAGUCCGGCGACCUUUACAGACACAUUCGCAAAGCUCAUGACCAAACUCUGCCGGCCAAACGCAGCAAGGCAGACAUGGAGCUCUCCCCACAACCACCUCCGGAUCUCAGUUAACACACAAUAUUAAUACACACAAACCAAAAUUGUAUCUGAUAUACUGACUGUAAUCAUGCCUCCACCCUAAAUGGAGUGGGGAUGCAGUUAGCGAUUACUUUUUCAUUCAAUUGAUGAAUUGUGGCGAUUUAAAAUGUUACAAAAUGGUGAAAAUCUCCUUUACAAUGUCCCAACGCCCAAAAUGGUUUCUUCAAAUGUUAAUUUCUUAUUUUAUCUGACCAAAAGUUAAAACUGAAACACCAAUCUACAAUAAUCGAAAUAUUCACUUUUGAGAGGCUUAAUUGAGUAAUUUCUUCGCCGAAUUAGUAACAGCCAAUCUGCUUUCAAAGUAUUACAUUUCUGAAAUAAAAACUUAGAAAGCCUUUUUAAAAUAUAAACACUAAUCUGUUUAUCUUGAUAUUUGCAUUAUUUACUUUCUUUCAUACUUAACAAUGCAUUUUAACAUUUGACACUUCCCCAAAAGGACAAGGCAAAUCUAUGAUAGAUUUUUUUGAAAUUAAUGUAACAACAUUUUAAAUCAAAUUUCUAAAAAGCACUCUUCCAUCUUGACAGGUCAAUCUGAGGAGGGCUGUUUUAGACAGGGUAAAAAGGGAGCUGUUUUAAAUUAUCCUUGUGGUAUUUUCACCAAAAUAUGUGACACACAUUUCAUUAAGACCCCAAGGAACCAUGUCAACUUGUGGUAAAAUGGGCAUAAUAUGUCCCCUUUAAAGUAACACUAUUAAACUUUUAUUGAAAAGGAGCGCCCUCUGCAGCUGAACAUGGUGAGUAAUUCUAUUUGACUAUGUCCAAGCAAUUGAUGUGUUCACAUUAGGAGAAAAAACUACCUCUAUCUAUGUGUUGCACAGUCCCACUCACCCAAACGGAGUGGUGGAUUUAAUCCCAUGAUCUCCGGCUUCCUGAAACAGAGGCUACUCUCUGCUCACUCUGUUCAGAAUUCUUCAUAUUUCAAGUUUUAUUGACUGACAAGUAGGGUUGCAAAGGGGCGGAACAUUUCCGGUAAAUUUCUGGAAACUUUCCGGACACUUUCCAUGGGAAUAUUCAGCCCAGGAAUUUUGGGAAUUUUGAAAAAAAAAAAAUGUACAAAAAUUAAAUGCUGAGCACUAAAAACAUCAUUCAAAACUCUAUUUUAAAGAUGUAUGGAAUGCAGCACACGCUGCUCGGUGAAUUUCAACCCUCCACUGUGCAUUUCUCCAUCACAUGCAUAGAUAAUUGCCAGCAUCCUACAAGGUUUUGUUCAUCUUAUUCUACAGAGUAUUGCCACGUGGACUAUCUCAUGUGUGGAGACACUUCACCCCGGCCAAUGUAGAAGGAAAGGCUGUGUACAUUUGCAAAUACUGUGCAAAGACCUAUGUUAAGAAUGACACAAAGAUGCAGAAGCAUAUAUUCAAGUGCCCAAAGUUUCCUCAGGGCUCAAAUCAGCCUAUGACAAAACAAAAUGUUUAUUUUUAUGUCUGUAUAUGACAAGGUAAAUACAGUUAGUAUAAAUUACCCACACAAUUUCCAGUUUAAUUCCCGUGGAAAGUUUCCAGCUUUGAAUAUUCCCGGAAUAUUGCAACCCUACUGACAAGUCUAUUUAACUAAUCUACAGUUAAGCAUACGUUUUUCACUGGCUGUGUCUGAUGAUUGAAGCCAGUCAGUUACACAAUUCUCACCAAUCGUGUCCGGUUACCAAAAUUACAUACGGUUACAGACUUUCACAAUAAGGAAUGGAAACCAAAGCUGCAUCAGUCUCCUUAAUUCAGUCAGAGAGCUAUUGGAACUCAAUUCGAAGAUGCUAUUUUAAGGUUAAAAAGUUGCUUAGUGUUGCUUGAAUUGAUCAAAUUGCCUUUCCAGUGUGACAGAAAUCGACCCAUGUCCUCCCAUGAUGUACUGUUUGUUGUUUUAUUAACAGGAUGAAACUAUCUGUCCUUUAUGUGGCAGCACAUAUCUUCAGAAAGUAUGUAAUCAGAAUCUGAUCGUGAUAGCUGCUCCACAACUUCUCUGCUCUAAAGUUAUUUAAAUGACAAAUAAUAAACUGUAAAUUCUCUCAGCACUGUGCCUUAUGAUGUCCUGCCUUGCAAUUUCUUUAUCACAUGUUUCAUAGACUCAUGAAUUUUCCCAUCAGCAUCUAAUAAAAGUUAUUAUAAAUGGAAAAUAAGUUUGAUUCAAUGAGCCUACAUUACCAGGUAGGAUUGUAGAGUGGGGGUGAGGAAGCAGUGAAUACCUUUUGUUUGUCUUUGCUUAUUCUGUAUUUUUUUCUGUUGUAGCAAACUGCAUAUACGAUGUGAACACAUAUGCCUCCUGUCUCGUUGAAAUUUUAAACUGUAAAUGUGCCUCAAUGACUGUUUGACACUGUGGAAUUUGUUCUUCUGCACCAUUUCACGAGUUUUUGGAGUUGUUUUAAUGAAAUGUCAUUAGUUUUUGUAUUGCCACAGAAACCUAAGAGUCAAAAAGGAAAGUUGAAUCAGUUAUUACGAGUUUUAUAGUAGCAAGUGUUGUGAAAAUCUAAAUGUUUUCUUGUGAAUAAACUCUGUUUAGAAUAAAUGUUUCAGUGACUGACAAUGCACAAGUUAGUCUUUUCACAU